Messenger RNA from Cryptotermes secundus, 996 nucleotides. Its product is annotated as fructose-1,6-bisphosphatase class 1-like. NCBI's taxonomy places the organism in Eukaryota, Metazoa, Arthropoda, Insecta, Blattodea, Kalotermitidae. Gene Ontology annotation, molecular function: fructose 1,6-bisphosphate 1-phosphatase activity. The transcript has a single exon. Bases 1 to 996 code for a protein of 331 amino acids. Gene Ontology annotation, biological process: fructose metabolic process; fructose 6-phosphate metabolic process; gluconeogenesis. Gene Ontology annotation, cellular component: cytosol; cytoplasm. The record is from RefSeq and is a predicted model, not a curated record.
AUGAAAACUUUAGGCGAGUUUAUUAUAGAGAAGCAGCAGGAUUUUCCAAAUGCCACUGGCGAACUAACGGCGCUAUUAGCUGCCAUUAAGUUGGCGGCUAAAAUUAUUCAUCGCGACAUCAACAAAGCCGGUUUAGUCGAUAUUUUGGGUUAUACUGAAAAACAGAAUGUACAGUGCGAGAGGCAGACCAAACUCGAUCAAUUUGCCAAUGAGACCUUUAAAGCGGCUCUUGAGGCGCGCGGUGAAGUUGCUGGGAUCGCUUCUGAAGAAGAGGAAAAUUUUAUCGCCUUCACGCAGGAGAGGGCUCGAAAAGGGAAAUAUGUGGUAUUGCUAGAUCCACUGGAUGGCUCCUCUAAUAGUGAUGUUAAUGUUUCCGUCGGUACCAUCUUCUCCAUCUAUCAUCGCUUGUCACCGAUAGGCUCCCUAGUCACCCUCAAUGAUUUCUUACAACCAGGGAAUCAACAGGUGGCAGCUGGUUAUGUCAUCUACGGCUCUUCCACGAUGCUGGUCUAUACCACUGGCCAUGGAACCCAUGGUUUUACCUAUGAUCCCACUUUGGGAGUCUUUUGCCUCUCUCACGAAUCGAUUCAAACACCAACCCAAGGGAACUUUUACUCGGUUAAUCAGGGGAAUCAGUACCAAUUUCCUUCGGAGGUGCAGCAAUAUAUCCAUUAUUGUCAAACCAGGGAUGUUGCUACUAGCCGCCCCUAUAGCGCAUGUUACAUCGGCUCUCUAGUCGCUGAUUUUCAUCGCAAUCUCUUAAAAGGGGGGAUAUACCUUUACCCCAGUACCCAAACCCACCCUCAGGGUAAAUUACGCCUUCUUUAUGAGUGCAACCCCAUCGCCCUACUUGCCGAGCAAGCAAGCGGGCGUGCUACUGAUGGAAGUCAAUGGAUUUUAGAUAUUCAACCAAUUUCUCUCCAUCAGCGAUCCUCGCUUUGGGUGGGCUCCUCUGAAAUGGUAGCCAAGGCAGAAUCGUUCAUACAACCCUUAUAA